Molecule: messenger RNA, 1337 nt
Organism: Lactuca sativa (garden lettuce)
Lineage: Eukaryota; Viridiplantae; Streptophyta; Magnoliopsida; Asterales; Asteraceae
Product: GDSL esterase/lipase At1g29670
Molecular function (GO): hydrolase activity, acting on ester bonds
Source: RefSeq, a predicted model, not a curated record
AUGGCCAACUCUCAUUCUCUCUUUCUUUAAAUAGUACGCCUUCUGCAUUCAAAAUCGAUCAAAUCCCUUCCAUUAUAGUCCAACGAACAUGGCCGGUGAGCUCAGCCUAUUUUUGCCGGUCCUCAUAUUGGUAGGAUUGUUGCAUGGUCAAAUUUGUGUAGUUGCAGGUGAACCGGAAGUGCCAUGUUACUUCAUAUUUGGAGAUUCAUUGUUUGAUAGUGGCAAUAACAACGGUCUCAAAACGACAGCUAAAGCCAAUUAUCCGCCUUAUGGAAUUGAUUUUUCAAAAGGGGUGAGUACCGGUAGAUUCACCAACGGCCGAACCGUCGCAGACAUCAUCGGUCAACUUUUGGGUUUUGUUGACUUUAUCCCACCUUACGCUACCAUAACAGACAAAGUGAUCACCACAGGCGUAAACUACGCUAGUGGUAGUGCUGGUAUCCGAGAGGAAUCUGGAAGUCAUUUGGGUGAUCGGAUCAGUUUAGAUAGGCAAUUACUCAAUCACGUCACAACAAUUUCACGCAUUUCUGCCUUGCAAAGCAACAAGACAUUUACCGCUGAGUACCUUAAAAAAUGCAUUUACUUAUCAAAUAUAGGAAGCAAUGAUUACAUCAACAAUUACUUGAUACCUAAUAAUUACCCCACAAGCAACACAUAUACUGUUGAUCAGUAUGCAACAGUUCUUGUGCAACAAUACUCUCAACAACUAAAGACGUUGUACAAUUUGGGAGCUAGGAAGAUUGCUGUGUUUGGUCUGGGUCAGGUAGGGUGCGCCCCAGCUGAGAUAGCAAUGUUUGGCACUAAUGGAAAACCAUGUGUUGAGUGGAUUAAUGAUGCAGUUAUGCUAUUCAAUGACAGGCUUAAGCAUCUUGUUGAGAAGCUAAAUAGUGAUUAUUCUGAUGCAAAGUUCACUUUCAUCAACCUGAAAAGCAUUUCAGCCCCACAAGGAGAUGUACCGGUGCCAAGUGUUCCUUGUUGUCAAGUAAGGGAAGAUGGACAAUGUGUUGCAAACUCAAUCCCAUGCCCUCUUCGGAUUUUGUCUAUUUUCUAUGAUGGUUUUCAUCCCACAGAAGUAGCAAACACGCUAGUUGCAACAAGGUCAUACAUUGCACUCUUACCUACGGAUGCAUCUCCAUACGAUAUUAGUCAUCUUGCUCGACUUUAACAUUCAACAAGGUUGCAUGAUACAUAUUGUUUUCUGAUUCUUUCUAUACAUAAACAUAAAUUACAUUGAUGACAAUACUUGUAUCUCAUUAUGUGUUUUUCUUUACAUCAACUACUUAAACAAAAUUCACCAAAUUACGGUUUGAUUUUGUGUUUUCCCCUACAUAAUUAAA